Molecule: messenger RNA, 1014 nt
Organism: Sphenostylis stenocarpa
Lineage: Eukaryota; Viridiplantae; Streptophyta; Magnoliopsida; Fabales; Fabaceae
Source: the annotation of a GenBank genome assembly
AUGGGAGUGUUUGUAGGGACACAAGCGGAGAGGGAAGAGAAGGUGUCUCUGGAGCUCAGCGAAGAAAUUCUUCAGAGUAUGGAAGUAGGAAUGGCCUUCAAAGACUACAAUGGUAGAAUUAGUUCGUUGGAUUUUCACAGGGCAUCCAGUUAUCUUGUGACUGCUAGUGAUGAUGAAUCCAUUCGACUGUACGAGUUUACCAGUGGAACAUGUUUGAAGACAAUUAAUAGCAAGAAGUAUGGGGUUGACCUGGUUUGCUUCACAUCUCAUCCUACAACUGUCAUCUACUCUUCAAAAAAUGGUUGGGAUGAAUCUUUGCGGCUUCUAUCUUUACAUGAUAACAAGUAUUUGAGAUAUUUCAAAGGUCACCAUGACAGGGUAGUGUCGCUAAGCUUGUGCUCUCGGAAAGACUGCUUUAUAUCUGGUUCUCUAGAUCGAACUGUUUUACUGUGGGAUCAAAGGGCUGAAAAGUGUCAGGGACUUUUACGCGUGCAAGGAAGGCCAGCUAUAUCAUAUGAUGAUCAAGGGCUUGUCUUUGCAGUUGCCUUUGGAGGAUUCAUAAGAAUGUUUGAUGCUCGCAAGUAUGAAAAGGGUCCCUUUGAGAUAUUUUCUGUUGGGGGAGAUAUCUCUGAUGCUAAUGUUGUGAAAUUUAGUAAUGAUGGGAGACUCAUGCUUUUAACAACGGCAGAUGGGCAUAUUCAUGUGCUUGAUUCAUUUCGUGGCACACUUUUAUCCACAUAUAAUGUCACACCUGUCUCAUGCAACUCCACAUUAGAAGCUUCUUUCAGCCCCGAGGGAAUGUUUGUCAUAUCUGGUUCUGGGGAUGGAAGCAUCUAUGCAUGGAGUGUUCGAAGUGGCAAAGAAGUUGCAAGUUGGAGGAGUGCAACUUCUGAUACUGGACCUCCUGUAAUAAAGUGGGCUCCUGGAAGUCUUAUGUUUACUUCUGGAUCAUCUGAGUUGUCAUUCUGGAUUCCAGAUUUGUCUAAGUUGGGAUCUUAUGUUGGAAGAAAGUAG